Molecule: messenger RNA, 660 nt
Organism: Girardinichthys multiradiatus
Lineage: Eukaryota; Metazoa; Chordata; Actinopteri; Cyprinodontiformes; Goodeidae
Gene: atp6v0e1
Product: ATPase H+ transporting V0 subunit e1
Exons: 4
Coding region: 120-365 (81 amino acids)
Biological process (GO): proton transmembrane transport
Cellular component (GO): proton-transporting V-type ATPase, V0 domain
Molecular function (GO): proton-transporting ATPase activity, rotational mechanism
Source: RefSeq, a predicted model, not a curated record
CAGUCAUGUGAUACGUGCUGCCUGCUCUCCCGUCACAGGGUACAUUAUUUUGGCACACAACUGAAGUUGACUUAAGUUUAAGGUUUUCUGCUUUUACAAACUCCUGUUCUGUAAAAACAAUGGCGGAUCAGAAGUUUGCCAUCGCCAUGUCUCUAAUUACCCUGUUUUGGGUUGUUGUUGGAGGAGUUGUGCCCUGGUUUAUCCCCAAAGGACCGAACAGAGGAGUUAUUGUCACAAUGCUGGUGCUAACUGCAGUCUGCUGUUACCUCUUCUGGUUGAUAGCAAUUCUGGCUCAACUGAACCCGCUUUUUGGGCCGUCCCUCUCCACUGACAUCAUCUGGUACCUAAACUACGCCUGGAAAUAACUUGCCUUUCAAGGACUCCUUACCUUUUUCUCCCAGCAUCGAUGGACUGGAUACUGAUGCGAUCCCCUCCAGACCGUUCCUCAGCUCAUCUAAAACCCAGAACCCUGUGCCUUUAGUUUUGGAGAGAAGCCCACAUGGUUGCCUUGUUAAAAAUGAUCUUCAAAGAUUUAAGAGAUAUUGAUUCUGAAUUUAAAUUAAAGCAGCCUUCACUUGCUGUGGUGUUUAUAUGUUGUGUACAUUGUGUGUAAUAUGAGUGUAAAUUACAGUUAAUUAAAUUGUUUUGAGGUUGACAUGA